AUGGGCUUCUUCUGCGAGCUGUGCCGCAAGACGUGCCACGGUUGUUCGUUGCGGGUGAAGCCGGGACUCGACGACAUUGAUCGCAUCCUUCGCGAACUGGCGGCAAAUGGUCUAUCGCUGCCCUUUGGCUACGAUAUGCUGCGAGAAAAUCCGAGGAUUUGUGGAUGGCACGUGCCGGAAGAGUAUAAACUGAGAGGCCGAAAGAGGAGCUACGACCCGGGGAGUAUCGCCGUUGACCACGAGGAAGUGCUGGAGAAUGGGAAGGCAACACCACCAAAUUCCUCAGCCUCAUCUGUUCCAGUUUCAAAACCUAAAACACCCACUAGGCUUGCCAAUUCCAACCCAUCUACCUCCAUGGCUGCAUCACCCCAGGUCCCGCAAUGCUCCGACGAAGAGGACGCCGAGGCACUUUUCGACGAGACGUGCGAGGACAAGCAUGAAGCGGUGGAGAAGCAGGAUGAGAAAGAUGAAAAAGAGGAGAAAGACGAGGCCAAGAAAGAUGUUGCCGAAACCAGCAAGGCCUACGGCUCGGACGAGGAGGACGCGGAGGCCUUGUUCGACGACUCUGAAUAUCAAAAUCCGGAAACCGAUGCGAAAUCCGAGGUCAAAACGAAUUCGAAGAACACUUCUAUCGUCGACGGGCAAGUGAAAAAGAACGAAAAUGGGGACGUGAAGGCGCAAGAUGUGGUGCCCACGCCGGUUAGGCCGGCGAAACCAAAGAAGGUCUAUCAUCCGAAGAAGCCGGCCAACGAACAGAAAGAGGGAAUACCGCUUGAGACGAUGGUUUGUCAGCUAUGCGGCAAGCGGCUGAGCCAUAAACGAACCGGGCACGAUAUUGUCUACGCACUCAUCCAGCACUCCGUCAGCCACAUCGACAUCAAGCCAUUUCAGUGCUCCGAGUGUGACUUCACGGCUCAUCGCUCCGUCUCGAUACCGUUGCACCGACGGGCGCAGCACAAUGGCGUCGGCUCGGUGAUUGACAAUCGCACGAACGUCUACUUUGCCAAGCUGAAGCUGCAGGCAAUGAGGAAUUUCCCGCUGCAAAUGCACGAGGUCGAGAAGUAUAUGGACGCCCAGAUGGCGCGGUUCAACGACGGGCUGUCGAUUCAUUUGGACGAGGAGCGCGAGGUGGAGAAGAAUCAAUGUCAGCUAUGCGGCAAGAAGAUAACGCUCCAGAAGGACCCGUGCAUCAACACCAUUUGCAUCAUGCAGCACUCGAUGACGCAUAUCGACCAUCGGCCCUUCAGAUGUCCUCAGUGUAAUGUCGACAAUCGGGCAAAGGACGAGAUUCGGAAGCAUCAGGUCCGCAUGCACGGCCACGCCGAGGAGGUCAUUGACGGGAGGACUGAAGAGUACUUCACCGACCUGAUCAACAUGGCGCGCACAAACUUCCCGCUGCAGGUCGACGAGCUGGAGACGCGCAUCGAGUUCGUGAAGAGCAAGCUGCGCGAGUUCGGCCCGAUCAAGGCCAAGGCGGACCGGCCGUACAAGGCUUCGGACAAGACGCUCGCGGACAAAACGGCUCAAAAGACUGAGGACUCUGCCUCACCCGUGAAACGCCGCCGCUCCCAGCGCCCACGCAACGACAAUGCACUACAAGCGUUCUACAGAGAGUUUGGCCUCGGAGACAUUUCCCCGAAACCGUCAACGAGUCGAGGACGGGGGAGGAAGCAGCACAGAGAAGAAGAGCGGGACCAAGAGAAACCUGUCGAGCAACCCGAAGACGUUCAGGAGAAGUCGGCUGAACCUGCCGAACCUGCCGCCUCGCCGCAGGCCCCUUCCCCCAAAAAGGGCCGGCUGACCGAGAUUUUUGGUGACCUUGUCGCUGCUGCCGGCUCGUCGAACGAUGGUGACGGCGCCCCGCCGGAAUUUGAGUCCACGGUUGAUGACGAGCCGGCCCGGAUCGAUGCGCUGAUGGCACUUUUUGGCCACCCGCCAACC
This is a messenger RNA of Mesorhabditis spiculigera, 1941 nucleotides long. Lineage: Eukaryota; Metazoa; Nematoda; Chromadorea; Rhabditida; Rhabditidae. The record is from the annotation of a GenBank genome assembly.